This is a messenger RNA of Coccomyxa subellipsoidea C-169, 963 nucleotides long. RefSeq names its product L-galactose dehydrogenase. NCBI's taxonomy places the organism in Eukaryota, Viridiplantae, Chlorophyta, Trebouxiophyceae, Coccomyxaceae. The transcript is spliced from 8 exons. Bases 1 to 963 code for a protein of 320 amino acids. Gene Ontology annotation, molecular function: L-galactose dehydrogenase activity. The record is from RefSeq and is a predicted model, not a curated record. Gene Ontology annotation, cellular component: cytosol.
AUGGGACAACAAGUGCCGAAAAGAAAGCUUGGAAACACAGGAUUGUCAGUUCCCAUCAUCGGUUUCGGUGCAUCGCCCCUCGGUGGCAUCUAUCAGCCUCUGGACGAGUCUCUCGCAGUACAGGCGGUGCAUGAGGCUUUCAAGUUCGGCAUCAACUUUUUUGAUACUUCACCGUACUAUGGCCUGACACGUUCUGAGAAGGUGCUGGGGCGAGCUCUGAAAGACCUGCCUCGUGAUCAAAUCAUUAUUGCGACCAAGGUGGGUCGGUACGGUGCAGAUACCUUUGACUUCUCAGCCGAGAGAGUGACGCGCAGUGUGCACGAGAGCCUAGAGCGGCUGCAGGUGCAAUAUAUAGACAUCAUCCAAACUCAUGACAUAGAAUUUGGAGACAUAGAGCAGGUGAUUACAGAAACUCUCCCGGCUCUGCAAAGGUUGAAGGAGCAAGGAGUGGUGCGCUUCAUUGGUAUAACUGGACUGCCGCUGAAGAUCUUCCGGACUGUGUUGGACAGGUGCGCUCCUGGGACAGUUGAUGUGAUUCUGUCCUACUGCCACUACUGCUUGAACGAUACAUCCUUGGAGUCAAUUCUGCCGUACCUUGAGCAGAAGGGUGUUGGUGUCAUCAAUGCCAGCAUUCUGAGCAUGGGCUUGCUGACACAGCAGGGGCCCCCAUCAUGGCACCCUGCUCCAGAAGAGGUGAAGACAGCUUGCAAGGCAGCGGCUGAUCAGGCAAAGGAACUUGGCAGCGAUAUCUCACUGCUGGCAAUUAAAGCAGCUCUCAGGAACCCAUCCAUUCAAACACAUCUCAUAGGCUUCACAAAGCCAGAGCAGGUACGAGACAAUGUGGCGACAGCUCUGUCCCAGUUGACGGCAGCAGAAGAGGGCACCCUCAGCAACAUCAAACAAAUUCUAGCACCCAUCCAAAAUGUAUCGUGGCCUUCGGGCCGACCAGAGAACAAUCAAUAA